AUGCCUCUCGUUCAACCCGACAGCAUCUACCGCAUGGAGCGCAGCUACUACCUUGAUGUUCUCGAGACCCAGGUCCAUCGGCUUCGGACUAACCCCGGCCGUCGCCUUCAGGUGGUCGACCACCUUAAGGAGCUUGCUCAGUUGACCCCUGGCUCCAUUGAGGCUUCGCUUGUCAUCGGUGACACUGUCUUCCAUCAGACUUGCUGCAAUCUGCAGCCUCUGUACCUCAACGCCAUUUGCUCUCUUUUGGGGGACGAUGAUCCAGCCCUUGGAUAUCAAAUCGCCGAUAUGCUCGAGGCUGCAGUUCCCGCCGAGGUUCGUAACCCCUACUACCCCCCUGCUGGAUGGUAG
This is a messenger RNA of Penicillium crustosum, 351 nucleotides long. RefSeq lists its product as uncharacterized. The record is from RefSeq and is a predicted model, not a curated record. Bases 1 to 351 code for a protein of 116 amino acids. The transcript has a single exon. NCBI's taxonomy places the organism in Eukaryota, Fungi, Ascomycota, Eurotiomycetes, Eurotiales, Aspergillaceae.